This is a messenger RNA of Schistocerca nitens (vagrant locust), 1886 nucleotides long. Its product is annotated as venom carboxylesterase-6-like. The coding region runs from base 64 to 1686 and encodes 540 amino acids. The record is from RefSeq and is a predicted model, not a curated record. Lineage: Eukaryota; Metazoa; Arthropoda; Insecta; Orthoptera; Acrididae. The transcript has 10 exons.
CUUCUGUUCGUCUAAAGAUCUCGACCGCCCACAGCAAGGCGACAGUUAGCACUACCAGUGAAGAUGGCGGUUUGCGUUCGAGCAGUCUUUGCUGCGGUGGUGGUCUUCACAGCCCACCUAACGCUGUGUGUGGCGCAGGACGUGUACGUGACGGUGCAGCAGGGCAGGCUGAGAGGCGCCGUGGAGACGAGCGCGCUGGGCCUGCCCUACGCCAGCUUCAGGGGCGUGCCCUACGCACAGCCACCCGUCGGGGAACUACGCUUCCAGGCACCGCAGCCCCCGGCCAGCUGGGAGGGCGACCGCGAUGCCUUGGAGCAGCCAUCCUCCUGCGCGCAGAACAUGGGUCAGCGCUACGAGGGUUCCGAGGACUGCCUCUACGUCAACGUGUUCGUCCCUUACAACGCGUCAGGACCUUUUCCUGUGCUUACAUGGUUUCCUGGAGGCGCCUUCAAAGGCGGGUCUUCGGCAAACGUGGGUCCAGACCUCUUUCUGUCGCAAGACAUCAUUGUAGUCGCUGUCCAGCCACGAGUUGGAGCAAUGGGCUUGCUGAGCACUGGUGACGACGUGAUCCCUGGGAACGCCGGCAUGAAGGACAUGGUGAUGGCCCUGCAGUGGGUACAGCAGAACAUCGCCGCAUUUGGCGGGGACCCCAACCAGGUGACCAUCGGCGGUGAGAGUUCUGGGGGCUGCUCUGCAUCACAUCUGGUGUUAUCGCCUCUCGCUGCAGGCCUCUUCCGCAGCGCCAUAAUCCACAGUGGAGAGGCGGCCAGCCCCUGGGGAAUAAUGCCAGACCCAGCGGCCAAGGCGUUCCGCUUGGCGGAGGUCCUGGGCUUCACGGCGAACAACACUCAGGAGCUGCGAGACUUCCUGUUAACGGUGGACCCACAGGACCUCGUAUCCCACGAUGACGACAUCAUCACACCAGAGGAGGAGAUCCGCAUCCAGCAUCUUGCCUGGCUCCCCGUGCUUGAACAGGACGUGGAAGGCGCCUUCGUUACCGAGUGGCCGGCCGAAAGCCUGAAGGCAGGUCGUUUCAACAAGGUCCCCGUCAUCACGGGCUUCACGUCCGGGGACGGGCUCGAGCUGAUUCAACAGAAGCUGUACCUCUCUGACCCGGCAGCAGUGCAGGAGCUCAGCGACAACUUCGUGCUAGCCGUGUCUCCAAUCCUGCACCUGCCGACGACCGAAGAGCGCGAGGAGGCGGCACUCAAGAUGCGGGACUUUUAUUUUGGUCACGAGAACAUCACCAUCGACGAUGCCCAAGCCAUCACUGAUAUGUGUACCGACAUAUACUGGGGGGAGCCAGCUGAUGCCACCGUGAGGGCGGCAUCCAACCAUACCGACGCUGGGCCUAUCUACUACCACCUGUUCGAUUACCGAGGACCGGAGAUAGGCAACGGCACGUACGGCACACGCCACGCCUCUCAAAGCAGCAUGGUCUUCUACUCGCCUAUUGAUGGCGUGCCGGACCCGAACACAACGUUUGGUCAGUUGAGACUGACCAUGCUACGGCUGUGGAGCAACUUCAUUAAGAACGGAACACCAUCCCCGGAGGGUGAGGAGUUUAUCUGGGAGCCUUUUGAUAACACAAACCUUUACUACGUGCACAUCACAGACACAGUCAAUCUGGAGCAAGCCGUGUUCAAGGAACGCAUGGAAUUCUGGCAACAGAAUAUCCCACUCUGAAGUUUAAGUAAUUGCUGAUAACUGCAAUUGCUGUGCAUGACUACAUUUGCGCACUGUUGUUCACUCUAUGUGUCUAUCCUCACAAUUUAGAUAAUGUACGAGCAUUAUUGAUCUGUUAAUUUGGACUUACGUACUUCAUGAGAAGAAAGAGUCCUGUACUGAUUUCAUACCUCAAAACAGAAUACCUUAUUGAAUAAAGA